UUGCAUUGGUGAAUGUAUGCAAAAUAUUUAUCAUAAUAUUUACGCGGAAUCGUACCGACACUCGAACGUUGACUUUUGAGUGAAAAAUAAAUUUGUCAAUAAGUUAACAAAUACCGAUAAGCUCAUCGUGAAGAUCGAAAGUUCAGAAGAUACGGUUGUACGAGAAAUCUAAUCAACGCUUAAAGUCUUGACUUGGAAGAAAAUGACGAUGGACGUGAGCAAGACGGAACCGACCAAGAAUGGGACAAGCCAAAAAGAGUGCGCUGGAUGCGGAAAGAGCAUAACCGAAAGGUAUCUUCUAAACGCCCUGGAUAUGUACUGGCACGAGGAUUGUCUGAAAUGCGGAUGCUGUGACUGCAGGCUUGGAGAAGUUGGCUCGACGCUCUACACGAAAGCUAAUUUGAUACUCUGCAAAAGAGAUUAUCUCAGGCUCUUUGGAAAUACCGGCUACUGUGCAGCCUGCAGCAAAGUGAUACCAGCAUUUGAGAUGGUGAUGAGAGCAAGAGCGAACGUUUAUCACUUGGAGUGUUUCGCUUGUCAGCAAUGCAAUCACCGAUUCUGCGUGGGCGACAGAUUUUACUUGUGCGAAAAUAAAAUCCUGUGCGAAUACGACUACGAGGAGAGGCUCGUCUUCGCAAAUAUGGCUCUGCAUCCUCCACCCUCCGCGACUCUGGCCCACAUCAAGAGACAAGUAACUCAUCUUCAAUCUCCGGGAGGUCCAACCGGAUCUGCGCAAAGGCAGACAAACGGGGACGUCGGCCACAACCAUAACGGAUAUCCGGCACCCCCGACGACCUCUCACAGCGCUUUGAAUCAGAUGAACAGUUUGAACGGAAUCAACGCCCCGCCGCAGUACGACGGAAAAUGACAAUCAAAAUAGGCAAGGAGUUGCAAGUACCGAUGGAAUUCCCUCGGUCUCGAUGCUUACAACACGCGGAAAAAACGACGGCCAAAUAAAACUAAAAUAAUCUAUUAACCAAAAUCAUUCCCAAAGACGGUGAGAAGUUUUUUGCA
Diprion similis is the source of this 1014-nucleotide messenger RNA. Its product is annotated as LIM domain only protein 3-like. The record is from RefSeq and is a predicted model, not a curated record. The coding region runs from base 203 to 868 and encodes 221 amino acids. Lineage: Eukaryota; Metazoa; Arthropoda; Insecta; Hymenoptera; Diprionidae. Gene Ontology annotation, biological process: positive regulation of transcription by RNA polymerase II. Gene Ontology annotation, molecular function: transcription coactivator activity; DNA-binding transcription factor binding. The transcript is spliced from 6 exons. Gene Ontology annotation, cellular component: nucleus.